This is a messenger RNA of Punctularia strigosozonata HHB-11173 SS5, 327 nucleotides long. RefSeq names its product Prefoldin beta-like protein. The record is from RefSeq and is a predicted model, not a curated record. The transcript is spliced from 3 exons. Gene Ontology annotation, cellular component: cytoplasm; prefoldin complex. Gene Ontology annotation, biological process: protein folding. Gene Ontology annotation, molecular function: protein folding chaperone. The annotation marks the transcript as partial. Lineage: Eukaryota; Fungi; Basidiomycota; Agaricomycetes; Corticiales; Punctulariaceae.
GAAAUCCAGGAGAAGUACACAGGCUUGCAGAAUGACAUGCAGGCUCUCGCGAGCAAAAUCGGCGAACUUGAAUCAGAAGCGGAUGAACACACCUUGGUAUUGGGGACUUUGAAGGAUGCCCUUCAGGAAGACCCCGAUCGGAAGUGUUUCCGGUUGAUCGGAGGCGUCCUUGUUGAACGUACGGUCAAGGACAUCGUACCAGCUUUGCAGACUAACAAGGAUGGGAUUCAGAAAGUCGUGACCAACCUGGCCGAACAGUAUAAGUCCAAGGAGCAGGAGUUUGAGACCUUCAAGCAGGAAUACAAAAUCCGACCGGUGAUGCGAUGA